Messenger RNA from Ochlerotatus camptorhynchus, 1327 nucleotides. RefSeq lists its product as uncharacterized. The coding region runs from base 33 to 1304 and encodes 423 amino acids. The record is from RefSeq and is a predicted model, not a curated record. NCBI's taxonomy places the organism in Eukaryota, Metazoa, Arthropoda, Insecta, Diptera, Culicidae. Gene Ontology annotation, cellular component: nucleus. Gene Ontology annotation, molecular function: zinc ion binding. The transcript has 3 exons.
UGUCGAUACAUUUCCCUUACAGCUUAAUAGAAAUGGACGAUUCACAAAGGAACCUAUUUUCCGUUAACUAUGAUUUGAUUCGAGAGUAUUCCAGUGAAACGUUCUGUAGGUUGUGUUUCUCGCAAAUCCACGAGCUACAUCGGGUUUUUCCUACGAAUGGACAACCCAAUAAGCUACUGGUGAAGAAAAUUGAAUAUUGUACCGAUAUCGGUAUCACGUUCGGAAAGGAUAGCAACGCGUGCAUCUGCACAAAAUGUAUCGCUUUGGUUGAGGAGUUUUUCCGUUUCAAACAACUGUGCAGUUCCAAUGAACGGUGGCUAAAGGUAGAUUUCAAUGACAACCACGUGGCACCUGUCGGCAGGUCUGAAACAGUGACCGGCCAAGCUCAGCUGAAUAGUUCCAACAGAAGUUGCUCAUUACUUACCAUCGAUACCGACGAUGUAGAUGGGCUUCUGAACGAUGAGACAGCACAAGAGAACAUUUCUCUGGGUGAAACAUUAUUAAAAUUGGAAGAUUCAAUCGAAGAGACACGUAUUUCAAACAAUGACACCCAUGAGGUUACUAGCAGUGGCCACUGCAUGCGAGCCAGAAAAUCAACUACGAGAAUAGUACCUACAAUUCCUGCUAACUCAAUGACCAGAAUUCCUAUCAAAUUGGAUAGUGAAUCCGACGCAGAUGCAACUAGAACCGAUUCUUGUGAUAGCCGCGAGUUUUCACCAGUCGUUGAACAUGCUGAAAACGGUAAUGGCACCUGUGGAUUUAGUAUAGUUCGCGGUUCCAAAAGCCGCAGCAACAGGCUCUACUUGGUAUACCAAAGCCACCGGUAUAGCAAUCCCAGCAGUGAUGGAAAAAUUUGGCGCUGUACUCAUAGGGCUCCCAUCUACUGCAGAGCGGUGGUUAUGCUCGAAAAGAACCGUAUCAUAGAGUUGAAUAACCAUUUUCACAAUCAUCCUCCCCCAAACAUGUCACGGAAGAAAAAGAAGACGGUCAACUCGGAACCUCCUAGUCCGAAUUUGAGUAACAACGUAAAAAUAUCGCUGGUCUUGAAGAAGGAGAAAGAGUCCCGCCGAAGACCGAGCAGAUCGUGCAAUCAAACCUCGAAGCAAGGUGAAGGAUGGUUUAUCAAAGCCAACCGGAAAACGGUAGAUGGAUUUACGUACACAUUUUGCGGUCUCAGAAAGGAUGGCAUCAUUCGUCUGAAGUGCAUUACCAAGGGUUGUGCUGGUCGAGUUUACAUGUACAGUAACGGUGAGCUGUUCAGAGCUAAUAAGGAUCACACGCAUCCACCACAUGUUGCUGCGUGAAAAAGAAGUUCCUCUUUUAUUUU